AUGGUCAAUCUUACGUUGACGUAUAUACUUUGGGGGUUUGGCGGACUGCUGGGGCUGCACCAUCUAUACCUAGGCCGACCCCGGCAGGCUUUUAUCUGGCUGGUCACGUGGGGCGGGAUGGGCAUCGGCUGGUUGUCAGAAGUAACGAGAAUCAAGGAUUACGUUGACGAGGCUAACAAUAACCGGAAGUUCCGGGAGUACAUGCGCGUGGUGAAGACACAUUCUCCCCGUCCUGGAUUCAGCCCUGUACUGCUGGGGAGUCAGCUUAUGAUUGGCCACCAACUUGGUAAACUUCUCAUCAACGCCCCUCCUGAGUACUACACGGUAGAAGCCUGGUAUGGGCCCAUCCUGUCACACCUGUUAGCCGCCCUUGGGGCCUCAAUCGGUGUGUAUUUGGCUUCUAACAUUGGGCCACAGAAGGCUCCGUUCUUCAUUCCGUUUCUUGCGUCGGCAGCAACCGUGCCGACACAGUAUUUGCUUCUCAACCGUCGGAAUAUCUACAUUAUCGUCUGCGUCAUUGUUGCCUCGUUUAUAACGCUACCGGAAGCCUUGUCCAACUUCCUGCGCACGCAGCCGUGGGACGACGCUCGUACAGCUGCGGAAGACAUGAUCCCAUGUUUGCGCCUAUACGGCCUAGACGCUUGUCAAAACCGGCUGCUGAGUACAUUGGCGGAGAUAUCAGACCCCGGGAGGGACGCAUGGGCGUUCAUGGUGCUAGGCUUCGACAAAUACCCAUCACAGAAACAGAUAAACUCGCAUUGCCGUAAAAUGGCAAGCAAAUGGCAUCCCGACAGAUUUGCUAAGAAAAAUGAAACCGUACAAAAAGAAGCAGAACAAAAGUUUCUUGAUAUUCAAAAGGCUUGUGGUAUGCUAAACAAAGCUAAACAGCAAAGAGAGCGUAUCAAUACUUGGACGUCGUCUGAACCAGCUGAUGGGACUGUUUACACAGGUUCUGAUGACGUAGACACACAAACUAGUGACGAAGAUGGAAAUAACCAUGGUGAUAAUGAAGAAUUUGAUGACGAUGGUGAUGAUUACCAUGGAGACUACGCCGAUAAUGAUGACGAUGAUACACAUAAUGAUGAGAAUGAUGAAGAAGAGGAGGAAACUGAUAAUUUAGAAGAACAAAGCUAUUGUGACAAAGAGAAUGACUCAUGUUAG
Mya arenaria is the source of this 1161-nucleotide messenger RNA. Its product is annotated as dnaJ homolog subfamily C member 22-like. NCBI's taxonomy places the organism in Eukaryota, Metazoa, Mollusca, Bivalvia, Myida, Myidae. The coding region runs from base 1 to 1161 and encodes 386 amino acids. Gene Ontology annotation, cellular component: early endosome; plasma membrane. The record is from RefSeq and is a predicted model, not a curated record. The transcript has 6 exons. Gene Ontology annotation, biological process: endocytosis.